UCAUGAAACCCCCGUUGUUUUGUAUCAAGAAAAUGCAAUGGCCGCCAUCUUCGACUCUUGUGAAUGUUUUGGUCGUAGUUACGGACUUUGAGGCCUAUUUAUUACGUGCUAUGCAAUUAUUUGAUGGAAAUAGUUUCGCUACGUCCUACGUGUUGUAAAAUUGCUUAUAUACAGUCACAUGAAAUAAAAUUUGGGGGCCGAGGUGCACUCCAAGGCGUCAUCUCGGGUUUGACCCAAGAUGAUAGUAUAUACGUUAUGUCAGCCACACCAGAAUACGAACCAGCGGCCCGGCAAGAUUACGGGCCGACCACCUCCAGUGAAAAUGUAUAUGAACAUGUAUUGGAUCACAAAUUAGCGAAUAUGAAUGUAUCUAGUGUGAGAACUCCUGUGUUGAGGGCCCUGCCCUUGUCUCCCACUGAAGGUGAUCCUGAACCUGAUUCUACAAACCCUGAAAGUAUCAUUCAAUCUGUGCACAAAGUAGACAAAGAAGUUGAAUAUCACAUUGCUGAGAAACACUGUGAUACUGACAUGUCUGUUGAUUCCCUCUGUGGUGGCAUUGUCAGGCUUGGAGAGGCCAUAGAUAAUGUUGGACGCCCAUCAUAUCCUAUACUACAAGAAACAGAAGAUUCAAAUGACAAUUAUGUAGAAAAUCCCACAACCCUUAUACAAGCACCACUGAGUACUGCAAUUGUUCAAAAUGUAACUAAAUUGCCUCAGAACUUUACAAUAAAUGUUGAUGCAGCUGUUGGAAACAUUACAUCUAUACAGAAUGUACAAGAUGUAUCCGGAAACCAAACCUUAUGGCUGCCUACGAUACUUGCCACCAGUGCUGCUACUAAUGACCCCAAUAAGAUAGAUGAUGAGAGAUCACAAGCUGGUGUGUCACAAAUCAUUAUCACUAGUGAGAGCUAUGUUAACGAUGCCAAUCAAGCAAGAAGAGCAAACAUUGUUGCUGAGACUAACUUUAUAAGCAGACCCAAGACUUCUAAAGUCCAAAUAUUAAGUAACAUAUCUAUUCCCAAGAACCCAAAUUACAGCCAACAAUAUUUAACGGGAAAGGAAAUUGCGCCUGUAUAUGGAACUCAAAAUCAUGUUUACAAAUUGAGCAAUUCAGUUCUUUGCACUAAACCUCCGAAAAAUCAAUCAUUGAUUGGAUGCUCUACUCUACCGCCAAAUGUUGUGAACAAUAGCCCAAUUAAAAAUACGUCCUACAGUCACAAUUUUACCAAAAGCACAAACCUAAAUAAAACAUUGAAUAAGGUAAACAAUGGUGCUAAUCUUAAUACUAUGGUUGCUGCCUCAUCAGGUAACUCACAAUGUCAUAUAUUGUCUCGUGUGGUUUCUGGACCCAAUAAAAUGUCUGUACAUUCUGGAAGAAAAUCAGUAAACACUUUUAAGGGUUCAAAAAACUCUGGACAAGUUUCUAACCAAAAGAACCAAUCAAGGCCAAUAAAAAUAAUACAACAGACUGGGUCAAUUAACAAAUCAGAGGCAAAAACUUGGCCAGUUGCCAGUGUCACAUACAAGAACCAGCAGCCAAGUUAUGGAGUAACAGAGUCAAAUACAUCGAAAGUCAUCCAAAAAGUAGGCAGUCCCACACAUAAGAGUCAACCUCUAUCUCUAUCAAAAUUUCCUCCAAAAACAGAACGUUUAGUGUUACAGUCGCCCUGUGGACCUGUUCUGAUUUCUACAGCUCCAAUAAGUACCAGUUUACCGAAGGGUCCUCAUUAUGUGCAGUCAGGAUCUACACCUAAUUUGCGAUAUGUUCAAACAUAUGGAACUGCAGACAAUCCAAUAUCAACAGUAUCGCAAGUUACUAACCAACAGUUAACUGCCCAAAUAUUGCAGUCCUUAUCACAACCCAAACUGAUGUUGCAACCCAAUCCCACAUCAAUCAAUCAUAAUCUUACUCCUUUACCGCCUACACCCGAAGAACCAGUAGAAGUUAAACCAGCCAAUCAAAAAAGAAUUGUUGUUGGCGAUAAAACAACAUUACUCACUGAAGACGACAUUAUCGGCAUGGAAGAAAGACCAAACCUUUCAGAAGAGCUAAGAAGAUAUUCUUUCCAACCCUUAGCCUUUGUGAUGUUGGAUCACACAUACGCUCAGCCCGCGCAAAAGCAGCCUUCAGCCACUCCGCCUACGACGCCGGUAUCCACUGGCCCACCUCCCACUAUAAUUUCACCCACAUUAACUACAUCUCCUAUGAGUCCCUUAAAACGUAAUUCACCCGUAAUCAUGUCCACAGCGUCUUAUGAAAUGCCUUUAGCAGUGCCUACUAGUGUUAUUGGAACACCUGUACCAGUUUCUUCUAUACAAAUGGCACCGGUUACAUAUAAACCCCCACCACCUCCACCGCCAGACGACGACGCUGCUUCAGUUAUUUCAUCGAUUGACGGAGAUCGGAAAGCCAACAGGGGAGGUAGCGACACUGAAACCGCGCCUGAAGGCGAGGAAGAAGGCAAGACAAGAUGCAUUUGUGACUUCACUCACGACGACGGUUACAUGAUUUGUUGCGACCGUUGCGGUGAGUGGCAGCACGUCGACUGUAUGGGCAUUGACAGGCAGAAUAUACCAGACGCAUACAUGUGCGAGCUCUGCCAUCCGCGGUCUAUAGACCGACGACACGCUCGAGCCAUACAGUUGAGGAAGAGAGAAGAACUCAGCGCCCUUGGUGCGUCAGAUACGGACUCGUCUGAAAGCAGCCGUCCUCCAGGACAGAGAAGAAAGCGAUUGCUGACUGUCACCACAUAUACCAAUACAAGUGGUUCAUGUGUCACCACAUACAACUCUACUAUACCAGUGCUUCCACCAAUUCCACAACCAUCGACACUGACUUUACCUAAGCGAGGACCUAAGAGGCCGAAGAAAACGGAAGUUGUACGAAAAGGCACGAAAAGAAAACUAUCGGAAAAACGUGUAAAACGGAAAAAAGAAAUGAUGCUUAACAGAAGUAAAUACAGUUCAACCAUGUCGAAUCAGUCACACUUCCAAGACUCUUAUGAACUUGCUGUGACGAACCAUUACAGUCCAGAGUUGAGGGCUAAGAUUAUGAAAUAUAGCAAUAAACUUGGUAAUACUCCUAACAUGGCGUAUGCUAUGAACGCGCAUUUAUGUACCACUGUGCCCCAUGCAGGUGGAAAGAUUCUGAUUGCUACUAAGGACUUGAAAGAAAAUACUCCAGUAAUAGAGCUACGAGGCAAAUAUAUGUUAUCAAACCAGCAUAGACCACAACUACAAAAUACUGCGAGAGCAGGUAGCCAGAAACCGGGACCUUUUGUCUUCUUCUACAGAUUACCUAAAGACAACACGCAAAUAUGCAUAGAUACUAGAACAUACGGGAAUGAAGCAAGAUUUGUACGUAGAUCUUGUAAACCAAAUGCCGAGUUGCAACACUGUAUAGUUAAAGGCACAUUACAUGUUUAUUUAGUUAGUAUUGGAGUAAUCCAGUCUAACACUGAGAUAACUGUUGGACAUGAUGCGGAUGGCAGCAAACAGCCAUGUGCUUGCGGAAAUCCGAAACAUUGUAAAGUGAAUGGUCUCAACACGUUAGCGUCCCGAAAGAGUGUGGACUAUCCGCCUAGAGAGAAAAGAAGCAGAAAUAGAUGCUUCAGUUCUUCAUCUCCAGUAUCUCCACCGCUCCCUCCUGCCGCCACUACUCCAGUUAAAGAAUAUGUACAACAAAUAUCUGCGAUGAAAUCCGAAAAGAAAUCUCCACAGCAAAUUAAACAUGAAUACCCUCCACUAUCACCUGUGAAGACAGCAGUAAUGGCAUUGAACUUUGAUGAACCGCCUAAACCUGAGCCGAUAGAAGAUAUUAAAACUGAAAUAGAUCUGAUAGCCAAAGAGGAGAUGAAGCCUGAAGAAGAUGAACGUGACUACUGUUGUAAGCCGGAAACUGUUGAAACUAAAUUUGAAGAAAUAAAACACGAGUUAAUCCCACUUCCACUCGAUGAAGAACCUAGACCAACAAUCAUUUCUAAAGCGGAAGUAAAGGAGGUGAAGGAAUUUAAGAUAGAGAAGGAACCCGUGUAUUCUGAUGAAGAAAAACCAGAAAAAGUAGAAGAAAAGAAACCUAAAGAAGAAAUAAAAAUGGAAGAAGAUAGACCAGUGACUAGAGAAUUUAUGGCUAAGUCAGCGUGCCAUGACAGAUCAUCAAGGUCCAGUCGGACGACUUGCGUGAAUCAAGACUCUCUGGAUGAUAAAACUGAUGAUUCUCAAGAUAAAAUACAGACUAAUAACAAAGAGAAAGAAAAGAGAAAGAUGGUGAGUUCGAAAAACUCAAGUGAAACUCAGCCUCCAAGCCUUGGGACGAGACAAAAUUCUAAACCUGUAUCUAAAUUACAGACGCGCGAGGAACGUAAGAUGGAAGCUAUAAUGAAGGCGUUUGAACGCAUGGAAAAAGCUGAACAGCGCAAACAGGAAGUGAAAGAAAGGCAGAAGAGGCGAGAGUCUGAUCCACAUCCCAAUGCUAAUGAUAAGGAUGAAGAUGAUGAAGUUCACAACACUACUAAAAAGAGGAAAAAGCGCAAGGGUCGUGCCCGUACAACGUCGCAGUCGAACCGGCGGCGUCUGAACUCUGCGGACAGCGAUAUGGUGACGUCGGGCGACGAGGCUCAGCCGCCGCCGCUCACUCCGCCCCGGCCGGGCCCGCCGCGCCGCGACAGUGCGAUUCCUCCACCCAACGUCGACCACGACCGCACUACUGAUGGGCCACAUGAAGAACUCGGCUUGAGCUCUGCAUGCUUAUUAGUUGAAGCAGCUGUAGGUUCUGUUGAAUCCGCCUUUAAAUUACCAAAAACUAAGAAAACAAUGGCGACUGAAUGGAUAGGAAGGUCGCCUGAACGUACACCAUCACCUUAUAGGUCUCCUUACAGACCAGCCUUGGUCGCCGCACCGUCAUUAGAAAGUCUGGUUAGAGUCGCAUCGACUAUGAUUGGGGAUCUAAGUGGAGGGAAUGACUUGGAACCUGAAGAAGACAGUAGAGCUUCGCCCCCUAGAACACCGGGGAGGGAUCGAAAUAAACCUCCGAAGAAAGCCAAGCGAAUAACGAGGAGUACGCCGCCUGCCGAGGUGGCCGAGGUAGUGCCGCCAGUGAUACAACAACACAGCGCCAAGAAGCGGUGGCUGCGGCAGGCCAUCAGCGAGGAGAGUGACUCGCCUGUUGCAGACGUGUUUGUUUCAGAAUCACCACCCAACGAAAUGGUAACGCCAUUGAAGAAACGACGACUAGCAAGAGAGUCUCUUUCAUGUGAACAGAACAAUAUUGUGCCUUGUAAUGAAGAAACCUCGCCUAUUUUAACGUCAGAAGACUCUCCGGUCAAAGAUGACGUGCAACCCUUGACGAGGCAAUUUAAAGUCAGAAAUAUUAUGUAUGAUAGUUUAUAUGGUAGAGAUAGAACUCGUUCGGACAGCGGACAGGGCUCUGAUGACCAAUGCACCAUAGAUAAUGACAUGUUGAACAUGAAUAUAAAAGGUCCACAUGACAGUGAGAACAUUAGGAGAAUAAUAGGAGUUCCAACACCUGAAGAUGAACUCCCACCUGAAAUACCUAAACCUGACGAUAUAAAAGCUAACAACAAUAAUGUUGAAAUGGAUGAAAGUAAUUAUAAUAAAGUAGUGCCAAUGGAAAUAGAUACAACAAUACCUGCACAGCCAAAAAUACAAGAGUCUAUCGAUCUUAGUAUAGACGUGAAGGGAAUCGAGAGCCCAAAUGAUAAACUAAAUAGCUGCCAGUCAGCAGACACGAGUGGAAACUCGUCACCACAACGCGACGAGAUGGAUGAUAUACAGAAGAAAAUACAUUCAUUUCACACAGAGAACAUACAAAUAUUAAAGAGUAGAAAUAAAAAACCCAAGGAAAAGCGAAAGAAAGUGAACCUAAACUUCGACCUCAACAUGGUGGAUGAUCAGAUUAGCGUGCAGCUCCGAACGGAGAAUGACACGUCUAAAUCCAUAGAAAUUAAUGGAGACAUUCACGACGACAUGAGCAAUUCAGUUCAUGAUGACGUCAAAGUUCAUGUUUCGCCAGAGAACAUACCUCUGCCGCCUGUAGAGUCAAUACCUCUACCUGCACCCGAGAACAUACCGCUGCCCGAAGAACCAAGUCCGAUGCCUGUAAUACCGCCUCCGGAAACUAUACCUCUACCAGAGGAACCCAUGAAACCUGUGAAAUCAAUUCGUCCAGCAUCACCUGUUGUAGAAAAGCUUGACAAAAUUGAGAAACCCUUCUCAAUCGACAGGCCGUCCGUGUUAGAGAAUUCAACGCUACCUUUCUCGUCGCGGUUUAGUUCAACAGGACUAUUCUCCGGUAUAUUCAGCAAUAUGUCUCAGUCGUUCAACAUGGACAAUUCAAUAAAUGAGAACGUACCGAACAUGUCUAUAAUAAAGAGUGCAAUAGAUAGGACUACAAGUUUAGAUAGUAGUUUAUUUGACAAGGACAGUAUUACGCCAGCAGACGAUCUGAAGAGCGUCCAGGAGAUAUUAACGCGAGUGAAUAAUAUGGACUCAAAUAACAGUGUAAUAUUAUCAGGGGUGCUCAACAGUUCAAAUAAAGCGAGUUUGUUAGCUCCAUCCCCCAAACCACUCGCAAAGCCUUAUUGCCCGCGAACCAACGACCCCAGACUGAACCCUCCGCCUGUAGAAAAACCUAAACCAGUAAGAAGGAAGCUCUCUAUAACGGAGUACCGUAAGCGGCACAAAGGCGGGUGUACGGAGGAGGGCGGCGGCGGGUCCUCAAGUGAGGCCGGUGAGACGGGGGAGGCGGGCUCCGGCGGGGAGGCGGCCCCCGAGUGGUCGAGCGAGUCCUCGGGCGCCGCCUCGCUGUCGCCGCAGCGCCUCGAUCAGGCCGCGCAGGCCGCCGCCGACGACCUCGAGCAGCGACUGCACCGGGAACUGGCCGCCUCCCACUUGCCUAAAGGUGUGUUUGAUGCUCAGCCGACAGCUACCGAGCGCCAAAGGGAAAACCUAAGCUUGCGAUUACGACGGGAGUUUGGUCUUGCCUUACCUGAUGACGAAGAGACGAGACCACCUACCGAAAACACCGAUGGCGCGGGCGGUGCGAAGCGGUGCGACAGGUAGUGGGCUGUGGGCUGUGAGCUCACUAUAAGACAUUAUUUUUGUAAAUCUCAGACGGAGUCACACCCGUCGCCUGUAUUAUAUAAUAACUAGUAUAAUGGAACUUUUCUAAGAGUGUACGUUAGAUGCGAUGCGCGCGUAUUGUAUAUUUCCGUUUCACUUCUACGUUUUUAUUUUCCACGGUUUUCUGCAAGUACAAAUUGUUUUUAUUUCCCUUUGUACAUAUUGUAUAUAGGAGAGUUAAGAUAUAUUAUAGGGAACCUAAUGGGUAACGUAUCUAUGUAUAAUGGUAUGAAAGAUUUUUUAUAUAUGUACAAUGUUUAUGUAUCUUAUUGAUAUAUUUAUUUAUUAUCGAUUUAUUCGAUAGUGCGUUUAGGGAAUGACGGCUAGGAUUUUUGUACGCAUAAUGUUUAAGUAAAUUAUAGUUGUUUUUAUUAUUUGUUUUAUGUUUUCUAGCAUAUAUAGGGGGUCCGAGGGCUCGUCCUAGUUCUAGGUCUCUUGUUAGUGUUAGAGGUUUCACGUGUAAUUUAGAGUCGUUUCAAUACAGAUACGCAUUCUCGCAUUAGCCAUUUGUAGAGGUUAAAUCUGUGUUAUAAUUUAAGUGGAGCGUAUUGUGCAAAGAUUAAUUUCUUUGGUCCAUCAUCACAAGGACGAAUGUUGAGGCAGCUGGGUAAUAGUGUUCGAAGUCAUGCCUGCGACACCACCCGGCACCAUUUUCUCUGCAUAGAUCGAAAGUGAAUAUUUAUUGGUUAUGUUUCAAGUAUUAUAAUUAUGUGGACGCUUUUGUUCAUAGUAAAAUAUAAAUUGUUUUAUAUUGCAGUGUUGCCAAGUGGUGUCGUGGGCGAUGUCCUAGUUUAACGUGGCUUUUGCAUCCAAAUUGGAUAAACGAGGUCGUGAAUCCUGACUGAUAUGAAUUGCAAUCACACUAGUACUAUACAUAGAAAUAUACCUGUUCUUUUAGAUACAGCAAAUUCGUAAAUGAAAGCAGUUUAUAAAUAGCACUGAUUACUUCUUGAUAGUACUGUGUGCUUUUUGUUAAUCGGACUUGCAGUGUAUUACAAUACAACAUGGAGGUUCAGAUGAGAUGUGUACUGUGUACAUUUGUUUUGUGUUGCUUCACAAGUUGUUUGUAACACACUGCAUACAAUGCAUAAUGUUAACAAAUGUAAACUAUCAUUUUGAACUCUACAGUUCAGAAGAUGUAUUCUACAACGCUUACGUUAUUUGUAAGAACUAAACUGCAGAGUUGAAAAUUGAGAGGACCGCGACAUUCUGUUAGUUUAUUGCUAUAAGUGAAUUGUUUAUAUGACAGAAGCUAUUGGACGUUAUAUUUACAAUUGUUAAUGUGUUGCCGCUUGUAUAUACUUCUAUAAUAACAACGAAUCGAUGUUGUGAAUAACCUCGGGCUAAAAUGGAGUUUAUCACAGAAGCACCCAGUGAUCUAAGGAAGCUAUGACCAGGCACUUGCAAAAUAUUCUGUUUGUUAUAUUUAGGUAGGUCUAGUACUCUAGUUUUAGUUUACAUCUUGUACGCGACAUUUAGCACUGAUGUGACUGAAUGCAGUCAGAAGUUGCUUCCUAAUAUUCCCAGUGCGAUAGUUGCCUAAACAGGUGUUACGUUUAGUUUAAUUAAUAACAAAAUAUUUAGUGUAAUAGAGUAGGUACUCUGUGAGUAUUGAAACAAGGGUUUACAUGUACAGUUGAUAAAUUGCUUUACCCAAACAUUUCUAAGUUUAUAAUUUUGCCUGUGACUUAUAUUGCAAUAAUUAACCGAAUGCAAUAAUUCUUUCUAAAAGAAACUUUCUGUGUAUUUAUAUUUCGUGCUUCAAUUAAAAUUAUAGCUAAUAUUUUGAUAGUGGUAAUUACUUAUCGGUGUUUCUAUUUUAUUGGUAGAUUUAACCACUACUAGGUAAAUCGAACUGUGAAUAUUGUUGCAAUUUAGGAUAAAAAUCUAUGUAGUCAAACUACGUUUAUAAGCCCAGUGUCUGACGUUUCAUCCAAAUUGUUGCUCAAAUUUUCUAUUGUGGGUUCCAGGAAAUUGGUUUUUAUAGGGAACCCUGUUUAUUAUUAGAUUGUGUGCUUUUUGAGGUCUGUCAAAUAGAAUGUUCUAGCAAAAGUUGCUGCUUAUUGCGUGUCAAUUACAUACAUGUACUAUUUAUUUGUCAACUCGCAAUUCCGGUGAAUUAAUUUAUUCAUGAUGAAAUAAUAUUUAAUUAUGAUUAGAUUUUUAUUUAUUAAUUUCAACAACCCAAGUGACUGUGUGUCUAAAAGUACAUAUCGAAAUUUCCAUUGAAUGCACAUAAUGAUUUCCUACUUCGUGCAGCCGUUUAGAAAGUCUAGAUAGUUGCACUUCCUUUGUUUACUUACCCGCGACGUCGGCUCGUCACUAAGCUACUACUUAAAAUUUAAGUGUUUUACGCAUAAUCUUAAAAAUGUUAGAUUCUAGUGAAAUACGUUGCAAUAAUACGCCUCGAAGGCAAAUAAAUACACAUAGUUGUUAACACACAGAAAAUAUAUUUUAACAGCUUUAUUUAAUCCAUGAUUUUAUUAUUUU
Messenger RNA from Spodoptera litura, 9630 nucleotides. It is a transcript of the gene upSET, whose product is annotated as SET domain-containing protein upSET. Gene Ontology annotation, biological process: regulation of DNA-templated transcription. Lineage: Eukaryota; Metazoa; Arthropoda; Insecta; Lepidoptera; Noctuidae. Gene Ontology annotation, cellular component: Set3 complex; Rpd3L-Expanded complex. The record is from RefSeq and is a predicted model, not a curated record.